This is a messenger RNA of Cuscuta campestris, 1975 nucleotides long. NCBI's taxonomy places the organism in Eukaryota, Viridiplantae, Streptophyta, Magnoliopsida, Solanales, Convolvulaceae. The record is from the annotation of a GenBank genome assembly.
CUGAACAACUUAGCAUUGUUACUCUCAUUUUCCUUGGUCUCCAAGAAACCCUGCGGUAUAAAAUAAGGCCUCAAAAGAGUUGGAAGAAGAAGAAGAAGUAAACCGAGAGUGAGAGGAGAAGAAAAUGGCGAUGGAAGUUCUAUCGUCUAAACUCGGCGCUUCCCUCGCAACCCUCAUGUUCUUCUGGACAUUUUGCCAAAACCUUAUCCCUCCUCAACUCCGAACAUAUUUGAUUUCCCGCUAUAACAAGAUUUGCAGCUCUUUCAACCCAUUCGUCCACAUCACCUUCCAUGAGUUUGAACCAGGGGAGCUCUUUGACAGGAGCAAAGUUUUCUUGACUAUUGAAAGGUAUCUCGGCCACAUUUCCUCGGGGAAUGCCAAUCACUUCAUCGCGAAACCGGCCAAGGACAGUUGCCGGUCGGUGGUGCUCAGCAUGGGCAACUAUGAAGAGGUGGUGGAUGUGUACAAUGGGGCGGUUAAGGUGUGGUGGAGCUCUGCACAGAUCACUUCCGUUCGGCAGUCCAUGUCUUUGUUUCCAAGGGAGGAUGAUAAACGGUAUUUCAACCUCAAGUUUCACAAGAAGGAUCGAGAGAUCGUCACGAAAUCUUACAUCAAGCAUGUGUUGGCAGAGGGGGAGGCCAUUCAGGUGAGGGAAAGGAAACUGAAGCUUUACAGCAACAAUAAGAGUGAAGAGUGGAGUGGGUGGAAGAGCGGUGCAAAAUGGAGCCAUGUCAUCUUCAAGCAUCCUUCCACUUUCGACACUCUCGCAAUGGAACCAAGCCGGAAGCAAGAGAUUGUAGACGAGCUUCUCAACUUCAAGGACUCCAAGGAGUACUACGCCAAGAUAGGCAAGGCAUGGAAGCGCGGCUAUCUCCUCUACGGUCCUCCCGGAACAGGAAAGUCCAGCAUGAUUGCCGCCAUGGCCACUCUUAUGCAGUACGACGUGUAUGAUCUUGAGUUGACUGCAGUGAAGGACAACAAUGAGCUGAGGAGGCUGCUUAUAGACACCUCGGGCAAGUCCAUUAUAGUAAUCGAAGACAUCGAUUGCUCCCUAGACCUGACAGGGCAGAGGGAGAAAAAAGAGGAGGACGAAAACGAGAAGAAAGACCCAAUCAAGAAGGAAUUACUUGACAGGGAGUUGAAGAAGAAGAAGAAGAAGAAGGAGAGUGAUGUGACUCUAUCAGGGCUUUUAAACGUCAUCGACGGCCUCUGGUCGGCUAUAGGAGAAGAAAGACUCAUAAUCUUCACCACGAAUCACAUUGAGAAACUUGAUCCUGCACUGAUAAGGAGGGGGAGGAUGGACCACCACAUUGAGAUGUCAUACUGUUGCUUUGAGGCUUUCAAGGUGUUGGCAAAGAACUAUCUGGGCAUUGGGGAUGACUCUCAUCCUCUGUUCCCAGAAAUCAGACGUUUGCUUGGGGAAACCAAAACAACCCCUGCCGACGUCGCUGAGAACAUGAUGCCCAAAUCUGCUCGGGAGAAAGCGGACGCGUGCCUGGAGAGAUUUGUUAAAGCACUGGAAACUGCAAAAGAAGAAGCACGGGUGAAAGAGGAGGAAGAGAAGAGAGCCAAUGCAGUAAAGGAAGAGGAAGACCACCGCGAGAAGAAGAUGAAACAAGAGGCCGAUGACCUGAAGAAAGCAGAUCCCUCGCCUGUUCAAGAAAAUGGAAAUGCAAAGGAAUAGUUAUAUUGAGGAGUGCACCAAGGAUAGAAUGAGGUGAUUUCGUAAUUGGAAGCUUUAUUAAUUAUGUUAAACUGAUUGUUGUCGUUUCUUCUUCAUCUCUUCAAGAAUUCUUGAUUUUAUUGGGAUUAAUCUAAGUUCUGUUUUGUGUGUUCCUGUCUCUGAAAUUUGAGUAUAUCAUUUGUUUGGGUUCAACAUCUUACACAAUUCCUGUUGAGAUUGAGGAAGAACUAUAUUUUUAUUAAUUAUGUUAAAUUAAUUUGAGUAUACAGUUAAAAAAUCUUUUGGGUUCCU